Molecule: messenger RNA, 2504 nt
Organism: Physella acuta
Lineage: Eukaryota; Metazoa; Mollusca; Gastropoda; Physidae
Product: lysophosphatidic acid receptor 3
Biological process (GO): G protein-coupled receptor signaling pathway
Cellular component (GO): membrane
Molecular function (GO): G protein-coupled receptor activity
Source: RefSeq, a predicted model, not a curated record
CCAAACAAUGCACAUUCGGCGCAUGACUAAAGGGAUGUAUCAGCGCGUGCCACGGGCGGGACGUUAGCGUGAGUAGAGAUUUGAACCAGCGAAAAGUAUAUUGACCAGAACGAGCCAGACCACGCCAGACACAACAGUGUCAUGUAGCCGACAAACAGACUCAAACAAUGGAACACGCCAGCGGAAAUAGAGCAGGAGAGAUUUCAUAAAAACCACUGUUGUCUCUAAAAAUACUGACACACGCACUUGCUUGUCAUUCGAUAGCGAUACUGGAUAACGUUCGAAUUGUAUUGAUUCAUUCAUUUUAAUAGGAAUAGUUCUAUUGUGAAAACGAAAAAUUGAAGAAAAAAAAAAGAAUUGUGUCAUGAUUGAUUUGGUAGACAUGAAAGACCGAGAUGAAUCCCUGUUGAUGAAUCGUCCUCCGGUUGCUAACUCCUGCGGCUAAGUGGAGAUCACGUGACAACUAGUAGCUAAUGUGGCCGUGAAAUGGCCGCUAUCUAGCAUCGAUCCAUCAUCACUCAUAGAUGCCGUAUCUAUGGCGUCUUAAUUUUAAUACUCUUAUUCGCUUGUACGUCAUAGUAACAACGACAGCCCGGUCUAGACGAGACGGGACACAUUAAUGGGAUGCUAAGAGCUGAUGAAAAGUACCCAGAUCAACUCUGUUUACCGCAAACAUCCGUGGUCACGAUGUUUACCGAAAGAUUCCUGUUCAGAACGGUGUAAACAAUGAAUGUUUGAUUUCUCCUUGCAUACCGGGAGGACGAUAACGUUUCUAGGACUGAUGUCACUUGAUGAGAACAUGCAUCGCUUCUAUUUUUAGAAUGAUGAGAUCAUAGCAUACAUCAGGCUUGUCUACAUCCGGAUGAGCACACAUGUUUUGAAGAGAUAAAAGAGACAGGGAACGGUACCAACCUUUACUAAGAAAUGUGAUCUUAGAAGCACGAGAAAUGGUAGCUGAAAGUGUACGGUAACCUUCACUAAGAAAUGCCAUGUGAUCUCAGCGUCAUAUGUCCCAGUGAUUCAGAAACGAUAAACCGAACCAAAGAAGAAAGUAUUAACAGAACAGAUAAUGGCUACAUCAACUUGACGGUGGUCAAUACGACAGCUCUUCCCCCACACCUCACCCCGGGCUCUGGUCUAUUUCCUGGUGUCCCUCAGUUCACGGCCAUAGUCACCAUUUUAUGUUUCUCAGCGUUCGUCUUCCUAUGCAGCUCGCUGGUCUUGAUGGCGACCCGCUACACCAGCGGGGGCCGCAGCGCCACCCUGGUGUUCCUCAGGAGUUUGUGCCUGUCUGACAUCCUCAUGUCUACCUACGGCGUGUCCAAGAUGAUCAUGCUCAUGUAUUUAGAUACGCUCAACAUCAAUUUCUUCCUGCCCGACAGCCUCUUCUUCACGGCGUCUCUCGCCUCCACCAUGUCACUGCUCUCUCUCAAUAUUGACUGUUAUCUCAAGCUGGCCAGGCCGCUCAAGUAUGCCCAGAUGGACAAAGACACAGUUAUCACCAUCAUGCUUCUGGUCUGGAACGGCGCCUUCAUCCUCGGCUUUCUGCCACUUGUGGGCUGGCACGACCACGACUACACCCAUCGCUUCUUCGACUUCUACCCCUGGCACUAUCUCCUCUUCUCGGGCUUCAUCAUCGUUGUCUGUGUUGUGGCGUGCAUCGCCUGCAUGGUGUCGCUGAAUAAAUCCUACACCAUCCCCAAGACCGACGUCUUCUCUACCCGCACGCUGGAGGCGAGGAAGUACCACCACCUCCAUCGGACCAUCAUAGCCGAGUGUGUGACGUGGCUGCUGUGUUACCUCCCCUUCUUCGUCUACAUCGCCCUCGCCUGUCGCCAGUGCCUUCUGUCAGACUACGACUAUAGUGAUGCGGUUGUCAUCUACUUCAUACCCGUGUUCCUGGUUAAAUCCCUCUUUAGCUCGGCCCUGCAGGCCUUUAGAACUCUGCACGUGCAUAUUAUAAUGAACCAUUUCAUCUCGGAGAUCAACCUGAUCAAGUACUUCAAGUAUCGCCGGCGGGACACGCCCAAAGAGCCCGGGACUGGCGCCAUCUCCUACAUCAAUCCACUGUGCGGUUACCAUAGUGAUCCUGUGUACGGAGACCACGUGGUGAGAAUUGAAAGAAACCAGGUCAGGUUACAUCAUAACCUGAGUGAGACAGAUCUAACGGAGCUGAGCCGUGUGUCUGAGACCAGUCUCAACGGCUCCAGCAUGACUGGCAUCGCCAACCUUUCCUUCAAAUCAUCCAUUGAGAUGACAAACAUCACUCAAGAAACCACGUCACUAUGAUAUGUAUACACUGCUAGAUGGUAUACAAUGUUCAACGGGUGGUUUCAAUUUUACUUCAAUAUAUGUGAUAUCAACUUCUGUUUCAUAUGGGUCAUAUAAAGACUACUUUCAUGUCAAUGAAAAAAGGAAUGGCAACACUUUAUAUAGUAUCAACAUCUCAAAGAAAAAAAAAAUAUCAUUCUGUUAUUCAAACACCAUUUUUAUGCUAAUAAGUC